Messenger RNA from Radiomyces spectabilis, 2579 nucleotides. RefSeq lists its product as uncharacterized. Gene Ontology annotation, cellular component: RSC-type complex. Lineage: Eukaryota; Fungi; Mucoromycota; Mucoromycetes; Mucorales; Radiomycetaceae. Gene Ontology annotation, molecular function: protein binding. Bases 49 to 2436 code for a protein of 795 amino acids. The transcript is spliced from 12 exons. The record is from RefSeq and is a predicted model, not a curated record. Gene Ontology annotation, biological process: chromatin remodeling.
AGCAAGUAUCGAUCGCGUACUGAUUACCUUGACCUCUUCUCAGCAAGGAUGGAAAGCCGACCCAAGCGCCAAAGUGCUGUGGACAAAGACUACAGAGAACGAAAAAGGUCUAAAAAGGACGAAAAGACCCGAACCGGUUCCUCUUCCAGCACAGUUCACACUCAGUGCAAGCAAUUAUAUAAAGAAUUACAAAAACUAAAAGACGACAGUGGCGAUCAUCUCGUCACCGAACUAUUCCAGCAAUUACCUCCGAGACGACAGUACCCUGAUUAUUAUGAAGUAAUCAAGCAACCGAUCGCUCUAAACGGCAUCAAAAUCAAAUUGGAUCAACAUGAAUAUUCAUCGUUGAGCCAAUUAAAAGCGGAUAUCGAACUGAUGGUGUCCAAUGCGAAAAAAUACAACAUCAAGGAAUCCCAAGUCUACGAGGACGCUGUAGCAAUACAGAAAUUCACCAAAGCGUGGUCGCCUACAGAAGACAAGUCAAGUCCGGCUUCAGGCACAGAACCCAAAACCGUUCUCAAACUCCCUGGUGGAGCAUUUGGACGCAAUGUGUCAACCCCACCCACCGAAAAUAAAAUCAAGUCCAUUCGCCUGCGUGCUGUCGAACGGCAACCAAAACGAGUAUAUUAUGUCCAGGAUCUUAUUACCGCUAUUAGCAAGCGCGAUUCAAAACAUGCGCUCGAAAUAUUGGAAUCGGAACCGUCGCUGGAUGUGAACGAACUAGAUAAAGUGGAAAUGUUUAACGACCAAUUCACGUGGGGACCAUUGCAUGCGGCGGCCUAUUAUGGCGACGUCAAACUGUGCCAAGCCUUACUGGCGCGUGGUGCAGAUGUUGAAUUGCAUGAUACAUGGUAUUCCGCGACACCUCUGGGCUGGGCAGCAUACGGCGACAGAGACAAGGUGGCCAGAUUACUGAUUGAUCAGUAUAAGGCGAAUAAAAAGGCGAAAAACAAGGUGGAUCAAGUCCCGUUUGAUGUUGUCUCUGAUCAGGACGAUCCUCGAUGGAUCGGCAUUUUCAAAGGCCCUUAUCCUCCCAAAAGCAAAACAGUGUCGCCCGAAAAGGCGCCUUCUACCUCUGGAUCCGCUGUCACCACCCCCGGCGGCAAAUCAGUGACACCGCCUGAACACAAAACGAUGUCCCAAGAAUCUCCUUCACCGGCCUCGGACGAUCGUGAUGCCUCGUCUUUUGCAAGUACAGGUACGUCUGUCAUCUUACCGGGCCAACCAGGAAGAAAACGACGUGGCCGACCCCCCAAAAGUGAAGUCGAGAGUUUGGCGGCCGCACUGAAGCCCGUGGAAGAAAUCGACCUAGAAGACUUUGAUCCCAUCGCUUUUAUGAAAGAACUCUUCCACGCCGUACGCAUUCACACCGACAACAGUGGACGAUUGUAUUCGGAGAUAUUCGAAGUCCUGCCUGAUCGCAAUGAAUAUCCUGAUUAUUACUUGGCCAUCAAGCAACCUCGUUCAUUAUCCAUGAUCGACGAAAGGAUGAGACAUCAAAAGUAUCCUACGCUACGCGACUGGUACAGGGACAUGGAACGCGUAUUUGAGAAUGCCAUGGAAUACAAUGAACCUGGAUCGCGAGUCUACCGAGAUGCCAAAUUGCUUUUGCGAUUGUUGCAUCGUCUAAAGGAUCGGGGACUUGUAAAAGAAGGUGUUCCUGAGAGUCAGGAGGCGGAUGUCAUGCGCCUGAGUCUUACCGAUCGUCCUUUCGAUGCCAGCGGAUCGUCAGCAGAUGAGAGACGACGCAAUAAACGGGGUUCAAGUAAACCACGAAUGCAGAGCAUCGAACCGGAUAUGAUGCGACCACCACGCCAGUACAUUCAAAUGGGACCGAUGUCAGUCAUGGCACCGCCACCCAUGAUGAUGCCUACCCCACUUCCACCGCCUAACCCGCCUUUCCCCACCGAAAUGAUGGCGCCUUACGUGCAACCAUCCCCCAUUGCCCAAGCCCCUAUCCAGGAACCUAUGCAAGAAAUGAGGCGGUCUCCCAUGAUCAUUGAUCAAGCCCACCAUCGAUUACCCACCGCGUCACCCGCAUUCUACGAAUUCUUCCAAUACGGUACAAACAAAUUACAAUUACUGUCCAAGGUUUGCAUUGCGGCGAACAAGACGUUGGAUUGGACGGUCAACGGCGACUUUACUGGGCACAGUCUCACGUUGCCGUCACGCGUGGACACCAUCACGAUUUGUCCGUUUUUGAGUGACACGCUACGAACACACAACCAGCGGGUAUCGAUUGCGAUUUUACAGAAUAAUUGCAAAUUGAAUAUGGAGGCGGAACCCAAUGACCCACCGAGUUGGAAAAGUGCUCCAUUACUACGCGGGAUGAAUACCUUUAAAAUCAACGUCACCGUCAAUAUUACCAUGUCCGAAACCAUGGCACCUGAAUAUCGCAGUCAAGUGUACCAUCUGUUCAUCACACAAACCUGGUAAACCCCGCAUGCUUUUGGCUUAUCUCCUCCAUUUUCCUCGAGAAAAUAAAUAAUAAAUCAUCAUCAUCGAUCCAUGUUCUUUUAAAAAUAUCGCUAGCCAUGACGUGGCGGGUGGCGGAAUGGAUUGGGAUCGACCAAUUGUUC